Messenger RNA from Stegastes partitus (bicolor damselfish), 5580 nucleotides. RefSeq names its product methylthioribose-1-phosphate isomerase 1 (gene mri1). The transcript is spliced from 6 exons. NCBI's taxonomy places the organism in Eukaryota, Metazoa, Chordata, Actinopteri, Pomacentridae. The record is from RefSeq and is a predicted model, not a curated record. Gene Ontology annotation, molecular function: S-methyl-5-thioribose-1-phosphate isomerase activity. Bases 1 to 1062 code for a protein of 353 amino acids.
AUGACGCUGGAAGCGAUCCGCUACCGGACCGGGUCUCUGCAGAUCCUCAACCAGCUGCUGCUGCCACACCAGACCGUGUACGAUGACAUCCGCUCGGUGCAGGACGCUUACGAGGCCAUCAAGUCCAUGAAGGUGCGUGGAGCUCCGGCCAUCGCCAUCGUGGGCUGCCUCAGCCUGGCCGUGGAGCUGCGGGCCGGCGCCGGGGGCGACGACCCCGUGACCUUCAUCAGGGAGUCUCUGUGUCACCUGACCUCGGCCAGGCCCACCGCUGUCAACAUGGGCCGGGCCGCCCGCGAGCUGAUGGAGUUUGCAGAGAACGAGAGCAUGGAGAAGAACUCGGAGCAGCUCAGAGAAAGCGUAAUCGCCUGGAUCGAGGACAUGCUGGAGCGUGACGUCAAUGACAACAGGAAGAUCGGUAACUACGGAGCCCAGCACAUCCUGUCCGGCGUCCCGCGGGACUCUGUGACCAUCCUGACGCACUGCAACACCGGCUCGCUGGCCACGGCCGGAUACGGCACGGCGCUGGGCGUGGUGAGAAGCCUCCACGCGCUGGGCAGGCUGAAGCGUGUUUACUGCACGGAGACGAGGCCGUACAACCAGGGAUCCAGACUGACUGCGUACGAGGCCGUGGCUGAGGGAAUCCCCGCUACGCUCAUCACAGACAGCAUGGCAGCUCUGACCAUGAGGGAAAUGGACAUCACAGCUGUGGUGGUUGGCGCAGACCGGGUGGUUGCCAACGGUGACACAGCCAACAAGGUGGGCACAUAUCAGCUGGCCAUCGCCGCCAAGCACCAUGGGAUUCCUUUCUACGUGGCCGCACCCAGCACAUCGUGCGACCUGAGCCUGGAGAGCGGCAGGGACAUCAUCAUCGAAGUGCGCCCCCCGGAGGAACUCACCAGUAUAAAUGGAGUCCCCAUCGCCGCCCCGGGCAUCGAGGUGUGGAACCCGGCGUUCGACGUGACUCCUCACCAGCUCAUCACAGGAGGCAUCAUCACAGAGCUGGGGGUCUUCCUGCCCUCCGAGCUCCAGGCGGCGCUCACCGGCCGCCUCACUGCCCUCUAGAGCCGCCCGGCGCCUCCUGCUGGUCCGCGUGCACCGCUGCACGUUUACGUCACACUAAGAGACACUCUCAUGUCAUCACUAAACACUCACGGUCGCGUGUUGUGCUUUAAUUUUGUUCAGCGCACAGUCACUGUUACAUGUCAGCGGUGCACACUGAAGGAAAAAAAAAGUGUUCACAAAUACACACAAAUCCACUGCAGGGAGUCGAGCAGAGACACGUGUGCAGUCUCCCCCCCCUUUUUUUUUUUUAAAUCCCUCUUCUAUGGUUCAUUUCACCUUCUCCUAAACCAUCUUUCAUCCUCUCCUGCCGCCUCUUUCUCUUUCUAAAUGGCUUUUGCAACAACGAAAAGAGCUCAGCUGGACUCAAACCUAUAAAUUCUAUUUGGCAGACAAAUUUUCUGAGACAUUACCGAGGUGAUGUUUUUAGGGCUUCUUUAACAAGACCGAAAACUUCCAAAAAAAAAGUCUAAAUGGCACGACUGGUUCUUCAAUUCCAACGUAGUCGUGGUUUCUAAAAUGCUGCUACCCACUUGUAAAUAUAUAUAUCCUUGCUGGUAGUGUGUACAUAUGUAGAAAACUAACCCCUGCUAGUAAAAGGUACUGCUAUUUUAACCAAAUAUGUGAUUAUUUAAAAUUAAAUUUGCCAUCUAAAAUGUUAUAUUAACAUUUGAUUUCUUUUCUUGGUGUAGAAACCUUUUGUAGAAGACUAAUCUAAAUUUAUAGCCCAUGAUCUUCACUCUGACUUUGUAACCUCUACGGCAAAAAUUUGAACAAGUGGAAUCAGUCAGCUGAAGCCUUUGCUAAAACACGGCUGUAUUUAUACCUCACUCCUUGUUUGCAUCUUGCUAUUCAAACUUGUACUCUAUCAUACCCCACUUGUACUCUCAUAAUGUACUUAUAUAUACAUAAGUGUAUAUAUAUAAAUAUAUAUUCACACAUAUACAUACAUAAGCUUACAGAUCACUCUGCUUUUGAAGCGAUGGGACGUCUAAAAACUGGGAAAUUGUGUCAUUUGGGCUGUGACAGCUUUUUGCUGUGAGCUGUAAAGGCUGUAUUUCUCUGUUAAAGGAAUAGUUCACUCCAAAAUGGAGACUCAGUUAUUUACACAGUCAAGACUUUACAAAUGUUUAUUCUUGUAAGUCAGGCUUAUUUUAAAAUCAAUUGCAGUCAGUUUUACGACUUAGAAUUAAGCAAACCCAUUUGCAUAACAUCUUAAAGAAGCCUAAUAUCACUAUAAUAUUCCCGAUGACACCAGGUUUGUUAAUCUUGUUCAGCUGUCAAAUAAUGCAAGAAAAGGUAGAUAUUGGACUUUACAGCUAUCCAAAUCAGUAUUUAUUUGAACCACAAAAUCUGCCAGCAGGUUUAAAAGGGAUAUUAUCUUUAAAAAAGUCACCAAAAUUAAACUAUUAUUCAGAGCCAGAAAAUGUAGAAUCAGAAAAAUAUGUCAAGUUUCAAUGAUUCAUGUAGUAAUCGUGUGUGAUGUACAGUUCCAUUUGGAUAUUUAACCAAAUCUAACCUUAAAUCAUGAUAGUUCAUUAAAAUCACUUCUAUGAAAAACAAAAUUUUCUGUGAUCCUGAGCGCAGCUGUGAAGCUGUUAUUGAUCCAGUCACGUGGUAAAAACUCAGUGAGUUUUGGGCUGAACUGCAGGCUGUGUUUACACGGAGCAAAUAGGAUUUUUAAGUGAAAACAAAUGUGACAGGAUCAGCAACUGCUUAGAUUUUUCCAUUAUGUUCCUUAUGAUAGCCUGCUGAAGUCACACAGCUUUACAAUAAUACCAGUAAGGCUAAAUUGUGGACUUUACAGCUGCGUAAAUCAAUAUAUUUGUAUUAAGAAUGGAAAAAUUACUACAUAUAACUUAAAAAGUCAUAACAAGCCAACCAAGAACUGUUAUCGGACUUUCUUUCACUUUCCUUUAGCUGUAUCAAGUGUUAAACAUCCUUCAGCACGUUAUUUUGUGUUUUUACUGUAACUUUAGUGUUUGUGGUCAUUUGCAGCGCUGUCUUCAGUGAAAAACCUCGUAUAAAUCCGCUGCUUCACAUCAAACAGCAGACAGACACAGUUACAGAGGUGUUUUACAGCCAGGUAUUUCCCUCAGGAGGCGGAGACUACAGCAGAGCUAAAAGGAGAGUAAAUAUUUGACUUACAAACACUUAACAGUUACGUUGCUCAGUGUUCAGGAUCUGUAAAUUAUCAGCUGUUUGCUAACACGCCUGCCUUAACAGCUUUUAAACAUCAAACUGAUGACUGAUCGCAGCGUCCACUGUUCACUUCUUUGCUGCAUGUCAUACUCGUCUUUCUCUUGUUUCCUGUCGUGUAAAUGCAAAAUCCCUAAAAACCUAUUUACUAACAACUUUAUUUGGUGAUAAAAAGUUAAUGGUGCAUUUCCAGUUUGUUUUAACACCCAAAUGUGGAAAACAGAUCUCCUAAUGCUGCUUUAAACACCUACAGUAUUGACAUUUGAAAGUGUUCAGACAAAGAAAGACAUGAGUUACUCAGAAGAGACAAAAACUUUACUAACUCCGGGGAUGCAGGAGGCGGCUUUUUCUUUAAUUUGGGGUGAACUAUUUCUUUAAGAUGGAUCCACGCUGCAGAAUCCGUCUGUAAAAACCAUUGCGCCACACACACACACACACACACACACACACCAAUCAGAAUGUAAUAUUUCACUCAGUUGAACUUCAGUUCGGGGCCAGACUUCAGACACUCGGUCACUUCUUGCCUUUGUGCUCAGUUUAGAAUGUGUUUUGACUGUUUGGAUUAAUUCCUCCUCAUUAAUGAAAAUCUGUUUUAGUCCUUUUACAUCAAACCAGGGCAGCUGAAGACAGGUAGACAACGACGACUGCACAAAGGGUUUUCUCUGUAGUUACUGAUCAACACUCGUGGCCCCGAGUUUAACUUUAUUUUAUGAAAGAACACGAUUAGAAAUAUCACUAAAUAGGGUGAAAAUCCCAUAAAGUUGGGAAUUAUUAGAUUUUAUCUUGUGCUGAAACUGUUUCAACAGGAAAAAAAUUAAGAUUUUUGAAGAAAUGUUAAGCAAAAUACCAAACAUUCACUGGUAUUAACUUUAAAAAUGUGAUCAUUUACUACUUCUCUCACUUUCUAUCAGUUCAAACGGAAACUGUUGCUUUUACAAACGUAAAGCUAAAGACAUGGAUGUGCACCUAAAUGUACAAACUGACCCGAUGAAGACGGAUGUCAGAGUCGUGGCCCACAUAAAAUGCCUGUUAACCUUCCACCACCUCACAUGCUGCUCUUCUGCAUUCAUUCAUUCAUUCAUUCAUUUAAACUGGCCACAAAUACCCAGCUUCACUUUUCUACUCCAGAGAAAAACACCCUAAAGAAAAAAAAAAACAAAAAAAAAAAAACUUAGUGUCAAUAAUAAUUGCAGUAUCUAUCGUGUCAUUGUCCAUAUCUUUAAAAUGCUGUAAUGUAAAGCUCACUUCUCCAUCUUCCUCCCCCUCCUCCUCGUCAUCAUCAUCAUCUCUCUCAUCCAUCAAACCUCAACUCACAAAGAUGCUGGUAGGUCACAAGCGAGCGUAAAAGACACUUGUGUAUUUAAAUUUUCCUCUUCUUUUUUUGGGGUUUUGUUUUGUACAGUUAAACACGUCACGUUUUUUCAAUUUUAGACGACGUUUCCAGACACAUGUAGCAACUCUGUGGCCGUUAGACCCGCCGCGUAUUACUUUUACUUUUUAAAUCUUCAAGAGGUACGAGAUUUCCGUUCUGUCCGUACAUCAUGAUUAUAACUGUUUUAGCUGUGGUUUGUUGGGGUUUUUGUUUUAAUUUCAUGACAUUGUGAUUCCUAGUGACUAGGCCAUUAGUACACCACACUGAGGAGGCCUCCUCAACCAUACACACUACCUCUCCGUCUGCCUGCACGGACUCAAACACUCAAAUGCAUGAACACAAGCACUCGGCGUGUCAUGCUGCAGCAGAGCAGGUUGCAGAAAUGAAAUCUGGAUUAAAAAAUAAUAAUAAAAAAAAAUUCUUCACAUCUCACUGAUGUUUCUUGAAUCCAAAGUAACAGUUUGUGGCUUUUUUUUUUUUAAGUUUGCCAAAGUAGCCGACAUUCAGGCCAACGUGUUAUUUUUGGGUUGCAGCUGAAUUAUUUCUGCUUUGUUUUCACACCACGCUUCUGAAAGAUCUCCCUCGAGAAAAGACCCCCCGACACGUGGCUAAAAAUCAGGUGCCAAAAUUCAACGCUGCUCGCCACGUUGAUUCGACGAAUCGGAGCAGGUGCUUGUGUGUUAUCCAGCAAUCAGUGUGGCCUGCAAUUACCAUGGAAGGAGUGUUGUUCAGAUGGCCUCUUUAAGUGCAAGUAUGUUAUUGUUGUUAUUGAUAAUCACUUGAUCUGGGUUUAAUUUUGUAACAUGUGGAAAUAGUUCAAAACUGGAUUUUUUUUUUCUUUUUAUAUAUAUACGUAUAUGAAUAUAAUGCUGUAAAAGUGCAGUCAUGAAUUAAGAGAUUUCUCUUUCACAUCAAUACAGUUAAAAAGAAUAAAACCACAGUGAAAUGAG